AUGUUGCUGCUACACCUGACACCUAACGCAGUCGGGUCAUUUGAGCAACUACAGCAAUCGACCCCCGCAAAAUGUGCAGUGCAGGUCUUCAGAUUAAAGAGGGGAAGGCUGAAUUUGCAGUUAAGGAAAGUGGAUGUAAAGAUAGAAAACAAUGACGUUAAUUUCAUAGAAGAGGACCCAACCCUAUUUCAAGGACAAGUUUGGAAGGCUUGUGGAGAUCCUAAGGCCAAACCAUCAUACCUUAUUGACAAAAACUUGGAAUCUGCUGUGAAAUUCAUAGUCAGAAAAUUUCCUGCUGUAGAAACUCGCAACAACAAUCAACAGCUUGCACAGUUACAGAAAGAAAAAUCAGAGAUUUUGAAAAACCUGGCAUUAUAUUACUUCACAUUUGUAGAUGUUAUGGAAUUUAAGGACCAUGUUUGUGAAUUGCUGAAUACUAUUGAUGUUUGCCAAGUAUUCUUUGACAUUACUGUGAACUUUGAUUUAACAAAGAACUAUUUAGAUUUGAUUAUAACCUAUACAACAUUAAUGAUACUGCUGUCUCGAAUUGAAGAAAGGAAGGCAAUCAUUGGAUUAUACAAUUAUGCUCAUGAAAUGACCCAUGGAGCAAGUGACCGAGAAUACCCACGUCUUGGUCAGAUGAUUGUGGAUUAUGAAAACCCUUUAAAAAAGAUGAUGGAAGAGUUUGUACCCCAUAGCAAGUCUCUUUCAGAUGCACUAAUUUCGCUCCAGAUGGUGUAUCCUCGAAGGAAUCUUUCAGCUGACCAGUGGAGAAAUGCCCAGUUACUGAGCCUCAUCAGUGCGCCCAGUACCAUGCUGAAUCCUGCACAGUCUGACACUAUGCCUUGUGAAUAUCUCUCUUUGGAUGCGAUGGAGAAAUGGAUUAUCUUUGGCUUUAUUUUGUGCCAUGGGAUCCUAAAUACCGAUGCUACAGCUCUGAACCUUUGGAAGCUAGCUCUUCAAAGUAGCUCUUGCCUUUCUCUCUUCCGGGAUGAAGUUUUCCACAUUCACAAAGCUGCAGAAGAUUUAUUUGUAAACAUAAGAGGCUAUAAUAAACGUAUUAACGACAUAAGAGAAUGCAAGGAGGCAGCUGUAUCACAUGCUGGCUCAAUGCACAGAGAAAGACGCAAGUUUUUAAGGUCUGCACUAAAAGAAUUGGCUACUGUCCUCUCUGAUCAGCCUGGCUUGCUUGGUCCUAAGGCACUGUUUGUUUUUAUGGCAUUAUCUUUUGCCCGUGAUGAAAUUAUCUGGCUACUUCGUCAUGCAGAUAACAUGCCAAAGAAGAGUGCAGAUGACUUUAUAGAUAAGCACAUUGCUGAAUUAAUAUUUUACAUGGAAGAACUUAGAGCACAUGUCAGAAAAUAUGGACCUGUAAUGCAGAGGUAUUAUGUGCAAUACCUUUCUGGCUUCGAUGCUGUUGUCCUAAAUGAACUGGUGCAGAACCUUUCUGUGUGUCCCGAAGAUGAAUCAAUCAUCAUGUCCUCUUUUGUUAACACUAUGACUUCCCUAAGUGUAAAGCAAGUUGAAGAUGGAGAAGUAUUUGAUUUCAGAGGAAUGAGAUUAGAUUGGUUUAGGUUACAGGCAUAUACUAGUGUCUCUAAGGCUUCACUUGGUCUUGCGGAUCACCGGGAACUCGGAAAGAUGAUGAAUACAAUAAUUUUUCAUACAAAAAUGGUAGAUUCAUUGGUGGAAAUGUUGGUGGAAACAUCAGAUCUCUCCAUAUUUUGUUUUUAUAGUCGUGCUUUUGAGAAGAUGUUUCAGCAGUGUUUGGAGUUACCUUCUCAGUCAAGAUACUCAAUCGCUUUUCCACUACUUUGCACUCAUUUUAUGAGUUGUACGCAUGAACUAUGUCCAGAAGAGCGGCACCAUAUUGGAGAUCGCAGUCUUUCCUUAUGUAAUAUGUUCCUGGAUGAAAUGGCCAAACAAGCUCGGAAUCUGAUCACUGAUAUUUGCACAGAACAAUGUACUCUUAGUGACCAGUUGCUGCCUAAGCAUUGUGCCAAAACCAUCAGUCAAGCAGUGAAUAAGAAGUCAAAAAAGCAGACUGGUAAGAAAGGGGAGCCCGAAAGAGAGAAGCCAGGCGUGGAGAGCAUGAGGAAAAACAGACUGGUAGUGACCAACCUUGAUAAAUUGCACACUGCACUUUCUGAGUUAUGUUUCUCUAUAAAUUAUGUACCAAACAUGGUGGUAUGGGAACAUACCUUUACUCCACGAGAAUAUUUGACUUCUCAUCUGGAAAUCCGUUUUACUAAAUCAAUUGUUGGGAUGACAAUGUAUAAUCAAGCCACACAAGAAAUUGCAAAACCAUCAGAGCUUCUAACAAGUGUAAGAGCAUAUAUGACUGUACUCCAGUCAAUAGAAAACUAUGUUCAGAUCGAUAUUACAAGAGUAUUUAAUAAUGUUCUUCUUCAACAAACACAACAUUUGGACAGUCAUGGAGAGCCUACCAUUACAAGUCUGUAUACAAAUUGGUAUUUGGAAACUUUGUUAAGGCAAGUCAGCAAUGGCCAUAUAGCUUAUUUCCCUGCAAUGAAAGCAUUUGUGAAUUUACCCACAGAAAAUGAAUUAACAUUCAAUGCAGAGGAAUAUUCUGACAUAUCAGAAAUGAGGUCAUUAUCAGAACUCCUAGGUCCAUAUGGAAUGAAAUUCCUAAGUGAAAGCCUUAUGUGGCACAUUUCAUCACAGGUGGCUGAACUUAAGAAACUUGUGGUGGAGAAUGUUGAUGUGCUAACACAGAUGAGGACCAGCUUUGACAAACCAGACCAGAUGGCCGCACUCUUUAAGAGAUUGUCAUCUGUUGACAGUGUAUUGAAGAGGAUGACAAUAAUUGGUGUGAUAUUAUCCUUCCGAUCAUUGGCACAAGAAGCACUUAGAGACGUCUUGUCCUAUCACAUUCCUUUCCUUGUAAGUUCAAUUGAAGAUUUCAAGGACCACAUUCCAAGAGAGACGGAUAUGAAGGUUGCAAUGAAUGUAUAUGAGUUAUCAUCAGCUGCUGGAUUACCUUGUGAGAUUGAUCCUGCCUUGGUAGUAGCUCUUUCUUCACAAAAGUCAGAAAAUAUUAGUCCAGAAGAAGAAUAUAAAAUUGCCUGCCUUCUCAUGGUCUUUGUAGCAGUCUCUUUACCGACACUGGCUAGUAAUGUGAUGUCACAGUACAGUCCUGCUAUAGAAGGGCACUGCAACAACAUUCAUUGUUUGGCUAAAGCCAUCAACCAGAUAGCCGCAGCCUUAUUUACAAUUCACAAAGGAAGCAUUGAAGACCGUCUUAAAGAAUUUCUGGCGCUUGCAUCCUCCAGUCUACUGAAAAUUGGCCAGGAAACAGAUAAAACUACCACACGAAAUAGAGAAUCUGUUUAUUUACUACUAGAUAUGAUUGUACAGGAAUCACCAUUCCUGACGAUGGAUCUUUUGGAAUCUUGUUUUCCUUAUGUGUUGCUGAGAAAUGCAUACCAUGCUGUCUACAAACAAAGCGUUACAUCUUCUGCAUAGAAUAUCUACUUACUCAAGACAAGCACACAUUUUUGUUGCCUUGGUUUUAUCUGUAAACUGUGGAACUAUUUUACCUGAAGGCCUGAAAGACAAUUUUAUGGAUUAUACAUUUCUUUCAUACAGUUGUAUUUUCUGAUCAUUGGUUUCUUAAUAUGGUUGUACUAUAGCAUACUGGUUGAUUUAGAUUGCACAUUCACUGAAUUCACUGAGAUUAUUCCUAUAAUUUUGGAGUAUCAUUUGUUUGAAAAGCAUACAUAAUACGUUUUUGAUAUUGAAAACAAACUCUGCCUGUUUAUUUCUGAUGCCUGUUUAUUUCUGCAAAAAACUGUAUUUAGUGAUUAUUUUAGAUAGUGAUAUUAUAGCAUUCCUCUGUGUGUAAAUUAUUUCAUAUAGCGAAGAAUUCUGAUCUGUACCUAUGGCUCUUACUGAAAACAAAAUUGGAUGUGCAUUUCUGUGACAUUAGGAAUACAUUUCUACUUUAUUUUGAAACUUUUGCCAAACUAACACUGUAUAACAUUAAAAAUGUUAAAGACUGCUUAGCACUAGAAGCAGAACAUGUCUGGAAAGUGUAGCGGCAGCAUACGUUGUUGCUUGUAUAAAGCUCAGUGGUAAUUUUUAGACCUAACAUCCUGGUGCCUGUUGGCAUUAGCACUGCCGCCGUGCUCGGCUGUGUAAUGAGUAACCUGGGGCCUUGGUCGGCUGCUGACACAACGCCCGCCCCUGACUGCUUUUGUGUCUUAAGCUUUGGAGAUUCAUGUGUUCCUGCCGUAGCACAGAGUAAGCGCAGGUUGGACCACAGCGGGCUGAGGCGCUCGCGGCCGCCUCGGGGAGUCUUGCUCAGCAGCGCAGAAAUGUGGUGGUUUCUUUUUCAGUCCAGGAUCUGGAUGUGGACUCCGGGACGGUCUUAAACUCAUAGUCUGCCUGCCUCCAUUUUCUAAGUGCUGGGAUUACAGGUGCUUGUCACCAUUCCAAACUGCAAACUUUAGUUUAAAUCUGGUUUAAUUAUCCAAGUGUGAUAUUUUAUAUGAGGCCAGCUGUUAAAAAACUCAAAUGUUUUGAAAAAUAUUCCACUGGAAUAAAAGUAUUAAAUCUAAAUAAAAUAACAUAAACACAUUGUUUAAAGAUUUUUGAAUUAAAAGACAGCUUGUAUUCCAUCAGCUUGCUAAUUAUAUCUGGUACAAUAUGGAAUAUUUAGAAGAAUGGGAGAAGCUAGUGAAGGUGGAGCUAGUGCAGAUUGGAGGGUGCCACAUCAGUGUGUAAUGAUGGCUGUGAGAAAGCCGGCUGCGUGAGGUCAGUUAGGGUGUUUUCUUGGUUCACAUACAAAGAAUGGGAUGAAAUCAGGGUGUCACAUGAUAAGGCUGCUAAUUGUAUGUGAUGUGUCCUGCCUAUACAUAGAGCAGGGAAUAAUUAUCCUGUUAAAAAUAUUUAAUAAUUCCCAAAGGAAUUUUUUAGAGCAAGUCUUAAAUAUAGAAUAUUUUCAGGCUUAAAUAAUGUCAGCCAUUUUAUCCUGUAAUCACUUUGAGAUUUAAGGUGGUCUGCUUCAAAGUACUACAAUUUCAAAGUGGUAAUAAACUUACUGGCAGGGUUAUUUAGAGAGAUUAAAGUAGGCAUUUGAGUAUAUGCACUCCAGAAUGUGUGCGAGAGUACAAGGAUAAAAAUAAGCCACAUUCUACCACUGAUAGGCCAAGAAAAAAGGAUCACCUUUUUAUAGUCACCUGGAGUUUUUCUUGUCCAAAGUUUAUAUUCUCAUAAAGCAAGACAUAUUUAUUACUUAGAUAUUCUAUUCUGUUUUAUUGUUUUUCUGCACCCCAUGGAAAGUUGAGCAAGAAUAAUGUGGGAACCAGUUAAAAGUACACUGAUAACCAUUGUGUUUAAUAUCUUGUUGUAAUCUUGGUCAUUUUCUUCUGAACUUACACUGUUUGGCUUUUUCUAGUGACAUGAUCAUUCCCUACAUACUGACUGGUAAGACGCUUAUUUUACUCAG
Octodon degus (degu) is the source of this 5470-nucleotide messenger RNA. It is a transcript of the gene Nckap1, whose product is annotated as NCK associated protein 1. Gene Ontology annotation, biological process: cell projection assembly; cell migration; cortical actin cytoskeleton organization. Bases 1 to 3486 code for a protein of 1161 amino acids. NCBI's taxonomy places the organism in Eukaryota, Metazoa, Chordata, Mammalia, Rodentia, Octodontidae. Gene Ontology annotation, cellular component: SCAR complex. The transcript is spliced from 31 exons. The record is from RefSeq and is a predicted model, not a curated record.